CUUCCCUCUGACCUCCCCGUCCCCUCGCACGCUGCUCGUUGCAGCACCCAAGGUCGCUUCCGCCUCGCCCUCGACCCGCCGUCUCAGCAACGCCGAGUCGCGUUCGCCGGUUGCAUAGCCUCGUUCCCGGCCUACGGCUGCGGCCCUGUCUCGCUGCUGUCACAACCACCAAGCCACGCACCCUCUCUGCCACCUCCCGUCCACCUCCCUCUCCCUCUCCCCCUCCAUUAUCCGGACACCAUCGACACCAUGGCGAGCGGCAGCACGAGCUCCAACGUCGUCGGCGUGCACUACCGCGUCGGCAAGAAGAUUGGCGAGGGCAGCUUCGGCGUCAUCUUCGAGGGCACCAACCUGCUCAACCAGCAGCAGGUCGCCAUCAAAUUCGAGCCGCGCAAGAGCGAUGCUCCCCAAUUGCGCGAUGAGUACCGCACGUACAAGAUCCUCGUGGGCUGCCCCGGGAUCCCUAAUGUCUAUUAUUUCGGCCAGGAGGGCCUACACAACAUUCUGGUCAUCGACCUCCUCGGCCCGAGCUUGGAGGACCUGUUCGACCACUGCAACAGAAAGUUCUCCAUCAAGACGGUCGUCAUGGUAGCCAAGCAGAUGCUGUCACGGGUUCAGACCAUCCACGAGAAGAACCUCAUCUACCGCGACAUCAAGCCCGACAACUUCCUCAUCGGCCGCCCAGGCUCAAAGAGCGCCAAUGUCAUCCACGUCGUCGACUUCGGUAUGGCGAAGCAGUACCGUGACCCCAAGACGAAGCAGCACAUCCCGUACAGGGAACGCAAGUCUCUCUCCGGUACCGCUCGAUACAUGAGCAUCAACACCCAUCUUGGGCGCGAACAAUCCCGUCGCGACGAUCUCGAGGCGUUGGGUCACGUCUUCAUGUACUUCCUGCGAGGCGGACUGCCAUGGCAAGGUCUCAAGGCUGCCACCAACAAGCAGAAGUACGAGAAGAUUGGCGAGAAGAAGCAGACUACUCCCAUCAAGGAUCUGUGCGAUGGUUUCCCUGAGGAAUUCAACAAGUAUCUCAGCUACGUGCGUAACCUCGGCUUCGAGGACACACCCGACUACGACUACCUACGGGAGCUGUUCACUCAGGCUCUCAAGAGCACCGGAGAAAUUGAGGACGGCGAGUACGACUGGAUGAAGCUGAACAACGGCAAGGGCUGGGAGGUCCUCAAGUCGCACCCAUCGGCUGCGCAGGCGAUGCACCAUUCCAACGCCAACCCUAACUCAUCCAUGGCUGUGAACAUGCAAGGCCAGCAACACAGGCAACAAAAGACCCACCUCCCCAUCGACCACCAUCGUCUCAACGAGCCUCUGCCAAAGCCUGGCGCGACCCGCGCUCAGCCAGGAAGGAGCCCACGCGAGACUAUGAAUCGUGAUUCGCAAAUCAAGCGGAAGAGCAUGGGCGAGCUCGCGCCGCCCGAGGGUGCCUCGACGCAGGCGCAGUUCCAACACAGCCAGCCCAACCUGGCACAAAACAACCGUGCUGCGCCUGCCAGCAGUCCGAACCCGCAACCGACGCGACAGAGCGCCGAAAAGCCUAGCUUCAUGCAAAAACUGGCGAACGCCCUGUGCUGCGGCGCCAGCAAGUAGUAAUCGCGGUCGCCAAGCUUUGGUUUUCUUCCCUUUGCGUUGCAUCCUGGAGUCCGUUCUUUGAGCGAUAGUGUUCCCGGUCACGUUUUCUUCCUGUAUAGGUAUCUUGUAAUGAUUGAUAGACGGGAUCGAAAAUCUCCUUCCACGGUAAUAGUUACGACGACCGAGCGACCGAACCGCCUCCC
Messenger RNA from Alternaria rosae, 1784 nucleotides. Its product is annotated as kinase-like domain-containing protein. The coding region runs from base 250 to 1599 and encodes 449 amino acids. Gene Ontology annotation, cellular component: nucleus; cytoplasm. NCBI's taxonomy places the organism in Eukaryota, Fungi, Ascomycota, Dothideomycetes, Pleosporales, Pleosporaceae. Gene Ontology annotation, biological process: signal transduction; endocytosis; peptidyl-serine phosphorylation. The record is from RefSeq and is a predicted model, not a curated record. The transcript has 4 exons. Gene Ontology annotation, molecular function: protein serine/threonine kinase activity; ATP binding.